AUGGGUAGAAGAGGUGGCAGAAAAGGUGGCUUCAACCGUGGCGGUGGCGGCGGUGGUCCUCGCCAGGACAAUCGAGGCAACAAGGCCGAUAUCAUUCGAAACAACGAAAGGUUCGAAGAAUACUACAAUGAACUCGGUGUAAUACCGAACGAAGAGAAGGAGGAUUUCUGGGCCGCAAUGAGAAGAGACCUUCCCAACAGCUUCCGGUUCACUGGCUCCAAGGCUCACGCACUCGCCGUGCAGCAACGCUUGCGAGAUUACUACAUCCCCGAAAUCACGUCCAUAACCUACGAGGGCCGUUAUGUCGAUACUCCUCAACCUGUGAGCUGGUACCCUGACCAGCUGGCAUGGUUCAUGACCACGCCCAAGAAUGUCAUCCGCCGUUUUCCUCCAUUCGCCAGCUUCCAGAAAUUUUUGGUCGCAGAGACUGAUGUCGGGAAUAUCACACGUCAGGAGGUGGUCAGCAUGAUUCCGCCGUUACUGAUGGAUAUAAAACCUGGAAUGACCGUCCUUGACCUAUGUGCGGCGCCUGGCAGUAAGUCUGCGCAGCUAAUCGAGAUGCUCCAUGCCGGCGAAGAGGAGAGAAGUAGGCAAGUUGCAGCGAAUACUGCCAACGGCCUUGACAAGCCGCAAGGUGAAGACUUCUCAGACGAUGGACGAUCAACUGGGCUCCUCAUUGCAAAUGACGUUGAUUACAAGCGAGCGCACAUGUUAGUCCAUCAGGUGAAGCGAUUGAGCUCGCCCAACAUCAUCGUGACAAACCACGACGCCACCAUCUUUCCUUCUAUCAAAAUUCCUUCCCUUCCUGACUCAUCAGGCAAGCCGGUACACAACAGAUACCUAAAAUUCGACCGAAUCCUGGCUGAUGUACCUUGCUCUGGGGAUGGCACAGUACGGAAGAACAUGGAAAUCUGGAAAAACUGGACUCCCAGCAAUGGCCUCGGUCUCCAUUCUACACAAGUGCGGAUUCUGAUCAGAGCGCUUCAAAUGUUGAAGGUCGGUGGAAGAGUGGUGUAUUCCACGUGCAGCAUGAACCCAGUCGAAGAUGAGGCAGUACUAGCUGAAGCGAUCUUGCGUUGUGGCGGCGACAAAUUUGUGGAACUACAGGAAACCAAGGAUUACUUGCCUGGACUCAAGCGGACUCCUGGCAUGACGAGCUGGAAAGUCAUGGACAAGUCGGGUCGCAUAUGGAGCGAUUAUGAUGCUGUCCUAGAGCAGAAAACCACCGUGGGUGAAGAUGGGUUGAGCAGACUCUCCGAGAGUGUAUUCCCACCGAAAGAAGAUCUACAUUUAGAACGUGCUAUGCGAGUUUUCCCUCAUACGCAGAACACGGGCGCAUUCUUCAUUGCCAUACUUGAGAAGAAGUCUGAGAUCAAGGCACGCACUGAAGCGAAAGCAAGCUCAACAGGUUCCACGGCGCCAACUCCAAAGCCUGAGAAGGUCGAAGCAGCUGAUACCACCGGUGAAGCAGUACAGCUUGAGACGGCCGCCGACGGAACGAUCGAUUCGGUAAAUGGCACUGCUCCACCUGACGCAGAUGUUCCAGGCAAGAGGAAGCGUUCAGAGGACGACGACGUCGCGGACGAGGCGGCUCCCCUGAAGCGCGCUAAGAGCCAGCAAGACGAAGCAGUUCCAAACGGCAGUACGGGUACGAGUAUUCCCGUACCUGCCGCCCCAACACCUCGUCCGGGUCAAACCCCCAAGAAGAAGAACCGUGAGCAACCAUUUGAAGAACCCUUCAAGUAUCUGUCGCCCGAUUUGCCUGAAUUGAAGCAAAUCAAAGAAUUCUACAAUCUCUCCCCUCGGUUCCCGCAAGACCGAUACAUGGUUCGUAACGCGGACGGCAUUCCGGCCAAGAACAUGUACUACACGAGCGCCCUGGCCAAGGACAUCCUGACCGAGAACGAAGGCAAGGGUCUCAAAUUCGUCCACGCCGGCGUGAAGAUGUUUGUCAAGCAGGACGCGCCGUCUCCAGAAGUGUGUCCGUGGCGCAUACAGACCGACGGCCUACGACUCCUCGAAACGUGGGUGGGCCCGGAGCGGAUCGUGAAACUUCACAGGAAGGAAACGCUGCGACGAUUACUGGUCGAGAUGUUCCCCCGGUUCAACGGCGAAGAGUACAAGAACCUGGGCGAAGUUGGCGAGCAGAUCCUGGGGUUGAAGAUGGGAUGUUGUGUGCUCGUGGUCGAGCCGACUGACGAUGACCCGGACGGAUUGAGCGAGCGCAUGGUGUUUCCGUUGUGGAAGUCUAUACAGAGCGUGAACCUGAUGUUGCCGAAGGAGGACCGCAAGGCCAUGUUGCUGCGGUUGUUCAACGACGACACUCCCCUUGUCAAUGCCAGCAAGGGUUGGCAGAAGAACGGGACCAAGAGUGCCGCAGAGAAAAAGGAGGCUGAAAACGAGGAGCGCAAUAAGCCGGAUGCAGGGGCGGCGAGUGACGCCCAAAAUGGUAUCUCAACGGGUCAGGAGGAACAGAACCAAAGGAGACGAAAUAGUAGUUCGCCAGAACCGGAGGUUGAGGAGGCAAAGGAUGAUGAUGUUGAUGACGACGAGGACGGAGGUGUCGUUAUCGACACCGGCAACGCCUGAUGUGUGUAUCUUAUGUACUCGGCAAACCGAUAUGUGUGUGGCCUCCGUACGCCAG
This is a messenger RNA of Exophiala oligosperma, 2644 nucleotides long. RefSeq lists its product as uncharacterized. Gene Ontology annotation, cellular component: nucleus; cytoplasm. Gene Ontology annotation, molecular function: tRNA binding; tRNA (cytidine-N5)-methyltransferase activity. The transcript is spliced from 2 exons. Gene Ontology annotation, biological process: tRNA methylation. The record is from RefSeq and is a predicted model, not a curated record. The coding region runs from base 1 to 2589 and encodes 862 amino acids. NCBI's taxonomy places the organism in Eukaryota, Fungi, Ascomycota, Eurotiomycetes, Chaetothyriales, Herpotrichiellaceae.